Molecule: messenger RNA, 5791 nt
Organism: Hemicordylus capensis (graceful crag lizard)
Lineage: Eukaryota; Metazoa; Chordata; Lepidosauria; Squamata; Cordylidae
Gene: TRPA1
Product: transient receptor potential cation channel subfamily A member 1
Exons: 28
Coding region: 296-3634 (1112 amino acids)
Biological process (GO): monoatomic ion transport; transmembrane transport
Cellular component (GO): membrane
Molecular function (GO): protein binding; monoatomic ion channel activity
Source: RefSeq, a predicted model, not a curated record
CGCAGUAGCAGAGUGGGCGCCUUCCAGGUGGGCCUCGGCAGCAAGCUCCUUCUCUGACACGCUGCCUGCCAGACACCCUUCCCAGGACAAUAUCCCGAAGCUCGCUGCUGCUGCUGCUGCUCUCCCUGACAAACCAGCGAGGCGGGAAUGCUUUUUUUAAAGCACGCCGCUGCUGGCCCGCAGCCUCCCCUGGCCUCCUUCGUCUUUCGCAGACUGCUCGACGCCACAGAGGAUUAGCAAAGCCAGGAGGUUCCCAGAGGCGGAGAGAGAUCCGGGAGCAAGGUGCUUCCCUACCAUGAAGCGCUCCCUUGCAAAGUUGUUCCAGUCCGGGGAAAAGAAGCGGCGCACCGCCUACGAGGGGGUCGUUUGCGAUGCCGACGCAGCCUCAGUUGCCUCGCAGGAUGUUUUUAAGGUGAUCUCAGAUGGAAGUGCUUGCAGACUUCGGAGCUUCAUUAAGAAGAAUCGUGAUGGACUUAGCAAACUGGAUGAUCUAAAUGCCACUCCAUUGCAUCAUGCUGCAGAAGGAGGUCAACUUGAAUUAAUGCAAAUGAUUAUAGAUGAUUCUUCAGCUGAAGUACUAAAUGUGACUGACUCCUCUGGAAAUACACCACUUCACUGGGCCACGAAAAAAAAGCAGGCUGAGAGUGUUAAAUUGCUUCUCAGCAGAGGAGCUAACCCAAAUGUUUUUAACUCCAGUAUGAUGGCUCCACUUCAUUUGGCUGUGCAGUGCCUUCACAAUGAAAUAGUUAAGAUUUUUGUUGAGAACAGCUCCACAGAUGUAAACUUGGAAGGAGAAAGUGGGAAUACACCUAUCUUAGUAGCAUGUUAUAAAGAUAAUCAUGAAGCACUAAAACUUCUGUUAGAAAAUGGUGGUAAAGUUUGUAAAGGAAACAAUUUGGGCUGCAUGCCAAUCCAUGCAGCUGCAUUUUCUGGUUCAAAAUUAUGCAUGGAGAUGAUUAUUAAAAAAGGUGAAGAGCUAGGCUAUUCUGCUAAAAAUCAUAUUAAUUUUCUUAAUCAUGGAAGGUGUAGUCCUCUCCACCUGGCAGUUCAAAGUGGAGACUUGGAAAUGAUUAAAAUGUGCAUUGAAUAUGGAGCACAAAUUGAUCUAAAACAGAGUGACAAAUGUACAGCUCUUCAUUUUGCUGCUACCCAAGGAGCAACUGAAAUUCUUAAAUUAAUGAUGUCAUCUUAUUCCGGUGAUGAACCUAUUGUUGAUGCAUUAGAUGGAAAUAAGGAAACAUUGCUUCACAGGACUGCAUUGUUUGAUCACUAUGAGCUAGCAGAGUAUCUGAUAUCAAUGGGAGCAAAGCUUGAUAGUGUUGACAUUGAGAGUCGAACUCCAUUACUUCUUGCUACUUCUUGUGCAUCAUGGAAAAUUGUGAAUUUGUUACUUUCAAAAGGAGCCAAUGUGGAUUUAAAAGAUCACCUUGGGCGUAAUUUUCUACAUCUAACAGUAUUGCAUCCUGGAGGGUUACAACAUCUGAAUAAUAAAUUUUUUGAGAUGAAGCAUAUUAAAGAUCUUAUAACUGAUGAAGAUAAUGAAGGGUGCACCCCAAUGCAUUAUGCAUGCAGGCAAGGGGUUCCUCUUUCAGUGAACAUCCUCCUUGGCUUGAAUGUUUCCAUCUGUUCUAAAAGCAGAGACAAGAAGUCUCCAUUGCAUUUUGCAGCCAGCUAUGGGCGUAUCAACACCUGUCAACGCCUUCUACAAGAUAUGGAAGACACCAGACUCUUGAACGAAGGAGACAAGAAGGGGAUGACUCCUCUACAUUUGGCUGCUCAAAAUGGUCAUGAAAAGGUUGUGCAGUUUCUCCUGAAGAAAGGUUCCCUCUUCCUCAGUGAUUAUAAAGGCUGGACAGCUUUGCAUCAUGCUGGCUUUGGAGGAUAUACUCGUACAAUGCGGAUGAUUUUGGAUACUAACGUAAAGUGCACAGAUAAAGUGGAUGAAGAAGGGAACACAGCUCUUCAUCUUGCUGCCAGAGAAGGCCAUGCAAAUGCAGUUAAACAGCUUCUUGAUGACAGUGCCAAAAUACUCCUGAACAAAGCAGAUGCUUCUUUUCUUCAUGAAGCCAUACACAAUGGGCGGAAAGAAGUUGUAAAUGCUGUCAUCUUGCAUAAAAGAUGGGAAGAAUCUGUAGCAGCCUUUUCACACAGUUCAUCUACCAAUAAAUGUCCUAUACUGGAGAUGGUUGAAUAUCUUCCUGAAAGUUUGAAAUUAGUUUUAGACAACUGCAUUAUUGAAUCUUCGGAUGAAAGAUCAUGCAGAGAUUUCAGUGUUGAAUAUAACUUUAGGUAUCUUCAGUGUCCAUUGAAGCUUACCAAGAAAUUAAAGGAGGAUCAAGAAACAAUAUAUGAACCACUUAUCACUCUAAAUUCCAUGGUACGUCAUAAUCGUGUUGAACUACUCAGUCAUCCUGUCUGCAGAGAAUAUUUAUAUAUGAAAUGGAUGGCCUAUGGGUUCCGAGCACAUCUUCUGAAUCUAGCUGUGUAUUCUCUUGGCCUAAUACCUCUAACCCUGCUGAUCACCCGCUUAGGGCCAGAAGGGUCUUUCAAUGGAACUCAUCUAUUAGGACCUUUUGAGAAAAAGGAUUCAUACUUCAUAAAAGUGUGUAUGUGCUUGGUUUUUAUCAUGAGCUUAUUUGGAAUCUGCAAAGAAAUGAUACAGCUUUUCCAGCAGAAACUUAGGUAUUUGUUGGAUUACUCCAAUCUCCUUGACUGGACAAUAUAUACUACAAGCAUCAUAUUUGUAUCAUCUUUAGUUAGUACUAUUCCAGCUCGCUUACAAUGGGAGUGUGGUGCAAUUGCUAUAUUCUUGUCUUGGAUGAACUUCUUGCUGUAUCUUCAAAGGUUUGAAAAUUGUGGAAUCUAUAUUGUGAUGUUUUGGGAAAUCUUGAGAACUUUGAUCCGGAUCACGUUUGUCUUCUUCUUCUUGAUGUUAGCUUUUGGGCUCAGCUUCCAUGUUCUUCUUGGUACACAGCAAACAUACAAGACUCCAUACCUUUCUGUAAUGCAAACAUUUGCCAUGAUGUUAGGAGAUAUCAAUUACCAUGAAGGCUUCCUUGAACCAUUACUCGCCAACACACUGCCUUAUCCAUUCCUGAGUUUUUUUAUUCUCAUUAUCUUCACUCUACUAAUUCCAGUUCUUCUUAUGAACCUGUUGAUUGGUUUGGCUGUUGGGGACAUUGCAGAGGUACAAAAAUUUGCUGCACUGAAAAGAAUAGCAAUGCAGGUCAAUCUUCACACAAACCUGGAGAAAAAAAUACCAUAUUGGUUUCUUACUCGGGUUGACCAGGAAUCAAUCACAAUUUAUCCUAAUAGGCCAAGAUAUUGUGGAUUUAUGAGUGUGUUCCAGUAUUGCUUUGGAUGUGAUGAUACAGCAACAGAUAAUCAAAAUGCUGACAAAUCUUUGGAACUAGAAGUACUGAAACAGAAGUACAGGCUUAAAGAUAUUGCAGUACUCAUGGAGAAACAGCAUGACCUUCUUAAACUGGUCCUACAAAAAAUGGAGAUUAUAUCUGAGGCUGAGGAUGAAGAUACAAAUGAUUUAUUCCAGCACAAAUUUCGGAAGGAGCAGUUGGAGCAUAAGAAUAGCAAAUGGGAUACAGUGCUGAAAGCAGUAAAAUGCAAAUCUGCCUAAGCCUUUUGGAGCUAUAUCCAACCAUAAAGAGGAAGAUGGUUUGGUAGAAGGUAUGUCCAGCUGCCACUCUGGGGUUAUUAAGACAUGAGUGGAAAACUUGCCCUUACUUCUAACAGCAGGGAGGUGGUGGUGGAGGCAGGAGUCGCCGCAGCCAGCACCAUUGAAACUGAGAUACUCCCUGACUCUACAACCAUCUUCUGAUGGCUACUAAUAAAGGCUGGUUUUCUUCCCCCUUGAUCAUUCCAUGAUAGAGGCAGGUGAUUCCUAUCAGAAAGCCACCCCACUAACUGCUGCCAGUUGUACUGAUAACUGUCCAAACAUGGAGGUCACAGGUCAUAACAUCUAUUCAUCUACUGUUCUGAAGUUUCAGCAACUAACUUAUCCAGCCAUAAAUGUUCAGAUCAUUAUACAAAGAUGUUCCUAACCAUGUAAAAUAUAACAGCAUAGCUUCUUAACUGUGUAUUUAUACAUAUGCAGUGCAAUUAUGAAUGAUAGCAGUAUUGCCUUCUUUGCUCAUCGGUUCAGAUCAAACUAGCCCACAAAAUAAACUGAUUGCUUUGGAAUGAAGAAGAAAAGCAGUUGCUUAGUAUGACAAAAGUAAGACUCUUUGAAUGUUCAUUCAGCACAAACCUCCUUCACAAGGCAGUAGGGGCUGGUGCAGCAAAAGGUACCUUUAAGUGUAAAUUAAUAGGUGCUUACCUCUGCUACUGCCACACCUGAAUGCACUCACAUGGCUACUGGCGGGGGAUUGGCUCCCUCAACUCACAUGGCUGCCAUGCAGCAGGGAGUGCUGAACAGCACAUUCAGGUGCGCUGGUGGCAGAGGUAAGCAAUUAUUAAUUUACACUUAAAGGUGUCUCUCACUUCCCGCACCAGCUGCUACUGUCACAAGGACUUUUCUGAAAAUAUAGUCCAUAAGGAAGUAUGCUAAGUAGAGAAUGUAGGAUGAGGUCUUGGAGUUCAAGAAGUGAUGUGAAAUUGUUACUGGGUUGUGAAUAGAGAGUAGAUGUUUAAAUGAAAUUUGCUUCAGUUGUCUGACUGUCAAGAAGACAAACCUCCCAAGAGCAAAGGGCAGAAGAGCAGUCUAGUGUAAAUGGCAAACAACUGAAUUCUUAAUUUUCCUUUGAGACACGAUCCUCUAGGAGGUACUCCUGUGCAAGUGCCAUUGAAAUGAGUGGGAGCUGAUUUAUCUUUGUCACUAAAUGCCAAAGUACCGGUGACAUUAAUAAUCAAAUGAAGCCUUUGAUUAGCCUACCUUAUAGCUUUCUCUAGUGGUCUGAUCCAAAGGCCAAAUUAGAUCAUUAAUUGUUUUGUGUGUUUUUUAAAUCAAGACAGAGUUUUGUAAUUCUGAAAUGCAAUGUCCUGAUUAUUAUUUUUUUAAGUUUCUGAAGCAAUAUUUAGGUUUUCAUUGCUUUGGUAUUAUGUUGUUUUGAACACCAUAUUCUGAGUAUGAUCCAAGCAAUGCCAAGUAUCUUUUAAGGUCCGUGGGAAAAGGUCAAAGAUGUGUUUAAUAUCCAUGAAAUCAAUGAGACUUAAAUUGCAUUUCUUUGGCUGGAUUGUGCCGUGUGUGUGUGUGUAGCUGCAAAAGGCACAUAUUUUGGUGGAAACGCAAAAUAUAACUGUUCUUAAUAAUGAUAAAUUGCCACCUUGUCAAAUAAUGUGGGAUAACAAUUUGACAUAUGCCAAGUCAUUAUCCCACAUUAUGUGCUGGUACCAAGUUAUCAUUAUUAAGAAUAUUUAUACAUUGCUUUUGUACCAAAAAAUUCACAAAGUAGAUUACAUAGCAAAAGGAAUGAGAAGAUUUUCCAAAGUGGCUUAUGAAUUUUAUUAUGAAUGGAGUCACCUGAUAACACAGUAUAACAUAAUAUAUAAAUACUGAAAUACCAAGGAAAAAAGAAUGAAACUGGAUAUGUAUUCAUUUGACCAAUAUUCUAAUCCAGCUUGUUGGUUUGAAACGGCCAAUUUGCGCCAAGACUCCUUCAUAACUCUCUUUAAUUUACUAUAAGGACUGGCUUUGCUCAAUAAAAAUUACAGGGUAUAAAAUAUUAUGUAUUGGAUAUUGUAAUAUUUCAGUCUAUAUAAACAUUAACCACUGUUGAAAUUGUAUGGUAUGCUCUUUCAUGAAUAACCUUAAUAAAAUACCUAUGUCUGUGCCUAA